UCACAGGAACCUUUAUCCCUGCAGGGAAACUGGAAUUUUCCCCGGGGACAGAAGCAACAAAGCCCAAGGGGGAAAUGAGCCCGUUCAGCAGGGACUUGUCCCGUCCUGGGAAGGGCAGGGCAGGAGUGUAGGGACGUCCCCUCUUCCCUAGACCAAGGUCCAGGAUGGAACAUUCCUGCUCGCUCCUGCUGCUCUGUGUUAGUUUCAUUUUUGCACGAGCCCUGCCACCCAACGGAACAGAACUGCCCAAAACAACCACAGCCACCAACUCCACCGAGGAGAACACCUUGCACAAGGAGCUGCUGACUUCCCUGCUGAUCCUGGUGCUGGUGGUGAUCAUUUUCGUGGUGCUGGUGGGGUAUUUUUUCAGGUUCAGGAGACACAGGAAAGCUGUGGUCAACUCCGGGGACAAGAAGAUGCCAAAUGGGAUCUUGGAAGAACAAGAACAGCAGCGGGUGAUGCUGCUCAGCAGGUCUCCCUCGGGCCCCAAGAAGUAUUUCCCCAUCCCUGUGGAAAACCUGGAGGAGGAGAUCCGGAUACGCUCGGCCGACGAGGGGAAGCUCUUCAGGGAGGAGUUUAAUUCAUUAACGUCUGGAUAUGUUCAGGGAACGUUUGAAAUGGCAAAUAAGGAGGAAAACAGGGAGAAGAACAGAUAUCCCAACAUCCUGCCAUAUGAUCAUUCCAGAGUGAUUUUGACCCAAAUUGAUGGAGUCCCACCUUCAGACUACAUCAAUGCUUCAUACAUAGAUGGCUACAAAGAAAAGAAUAAAUUUAUAGCAGCACAAGGACCCAAGCAGGAAACAGUCAAUGACUUCUGGAGGAUGAUCUGGGAGCAGAAAUCAGCAAUUAUUGUCAUGUUGACCAACCUGAAAGAAAGAAAAGAGGAGAAGUGUUUCCAGUACUGGCCGGACCAGGGCUGCUGGACGUACGGCAGUGUCCGUGUGUCCGUGGAGGAUUCCAUGGUGCUGGUGGAUUACACCGUGCGCAAGUUCUGCGUGCACUCGCUCCAGGAGGGAUGCAAAGCUCCAAGGCUGGUCACACAGCUCCACUUCACCAGCUGGCCCGAUUUUGGGGUGCCUUUCACACCUAUUGGCAUGCUGAAAUUCCUGAAAAAAGUCAAGACCCUGAAUCCUGCCCAUGCUGGACCCAUUGUGGUUCACUGUAGCGCGGGCGUGGGGCGCACGGGCACCUUCAUCGUCAUCGACGCCAUCAUCGACAUGAUGCACGCCGAGCACAGGGUGGAUGUCUUUGACUUCGUCUGCAGGAUCCGCAACCAGCGGCCACAGAUGGUCCAGACUGAUAUGCAAUAUUCCUUCAUUUACCAAGCCUUACUCGAGUACUACCUCUACGGUGACACAGAGCUGGAUGUGUCAUCCCUGGAAAAACAUCUCCAGACUUCCCAAAAUGCAGCCCCAAACUUGGUCAAAAUAGGGCUGGAAGAGGAAUUUAAAAAGCUGACCAACGUGCGCAUCAUGAAGGAGAACAUGAGGACUGGCAACCUCCCAGCCAACAUGAAGAAAGCCAGAGUCAUCCAGAUCAUCCCCUAUGAUUUUAACAGAGUGAUCCUGUCCAUGAAAAGAGGGCAGGAGUACACAGAUUACAUCAAUGCUUCCUUCAUAGAUGGCUACCGGCAGAAGGAUUAUUUCAUUGCCACCCAGGGCCCCCUCCCUCACACGGUGGAGGAUUUCUGGAGGAUGGUGUGGGAGUGGAAGUGCCACACCAUCGUGAUGCUCACCGAGGUGCAGGAGAGGGAGCAGGAGAAAUGCUGCCAGUACUGGCCAUCAGAGGGCUCUGUGACUCACGGAGAGAUCACGGUGGAAAUCAAGAGUGACAGCCUGAUGGAUGCCAUCAGUGUGAGGGACUUCCUGGUCACAUACAAUCCGGGCAACCAGGAGAAGCAGAGCAGGCUGGUCAGGCAGUUCCACUUCCACGGGUGGCCGGAGAUCGGGAUUCCUGCCGAGGGGAAGGGCAUGAUCGACCUCAUUGCAGCGGUGCAGAAGCAGCAGCAGCAGACAGGGAACCACCCCAUCACUGUGCACUGCAGUGCUGGAGCAGGGAGAACGGGAACCUUCAUAGCCCUGAGCAACAUCCUGGAGCGGGUCAAGGCUGAGGGGCUGCUGGACGUGUUCCAGGCUGUGAAGAGCUUGAGGCUGCAGAGGCCACACAUGGUGCAAACACUGGAACAGUAUGAAUUCUGCUACAGAGUGGUACAAGAUUUCAUCGACAUCUUUUCAGAUUAUGCUAAUUUCAAAUGAGAAUUCUGCCUUAUUUUUUAAUUUGUCUGUAUAAAUAGUUGUAUAUUAUGUUAAUUUAUUCUAUGUCACUUGGAUUGUUGACUGAACUGUAAAUACAACGUUGUGCUGGCUCUAAAAGUUGCAUUUGCUGUAUAAAGUUGUUUCUUAAAUAUAAAUAUCUUCUAAAGUAAACUAUAUUGUUCCUAUACUGUAUAGCACUGUAAGAUGGGAUAGAAAUCUUUAUUCUAAAUAACAAAAAAUUAAUUCUUGGGGGUUUUUUUCUUUGAAUUUUUCCACUCAUAAAUAUUUAUCAAAAACAUCAUGUCCCAAUUCUUGAAUUUUUUGACAGGUGAUUUACAGUUCAUUCUAAAAAAAAGUGAAUUUGGGUGCACAUAAACAUAUUUUGUUCACCAGGAAGAUAUGUUCACCAUGGAAAUAGAUGUUUAUUUUUCCAGGCUGUUUUAAAGAGCCUCCAGGUUUUGUUGGAUUUUUUUCUUACUGUCCAUAGGAAAAAGGCAGUAGAAAUACAGAUUUGAAUUUUUGAAUUAACAGAAUUUUCAAAGCCCUGUAUAUUUUUUUUUCCAGAUAUUGUUUAAGUGGAGUUAGAAAGGCAAUAAUGUGAUUUUUAGAAUAUUUUGCUUAUUUGAAAAGUAUAUUUUGCAGCACCUGAACUUGUCUACUUGAAGAGAAAGGCCAGAAAUUAAGGUAAAAGCAUCUCUUCUCUAUAAACACCUGCAUAAUUUCCCACUUCUUUAAAAUAAGAGAUGAACUCUUAUUCCUUGAUAUGACUUAGCAGGAUAAUUAAGAGGUAAAAAUUGGAAAAAAACAUUUUAUGAACAGUUUAAUGCCAGAAACAUUGAGUACUGUAGCAGAAGUUCCUCCAGGUUCUUACCCUCCCAGAAAUGUUAUCAAAAAAGGACUUUCUUAAAGAGGUUUAGAGUUGUGUACAGAGAUUUAUUUUUAUGGAAAGUACUACUGAGAAUAGAAUUGGUGACAGAAAAUAUAAAUUAUUACAGCCCUGGCCAGGGGCUGGAAAAUCCCCUAAAUCACAGGGCACCCAAAUAUUGAAUAAUGACCACAUUUAUCUCUCUCUCUCUUCCAAAAGCAUCUCUGACUUAAUGAGCACAAAGGGGUGAAUCUGUAAUGAAUUAAAUAACAAAUAUGCAGCAGUUCUGUAAUGAAUUAAAUAACAAAUAUGCAGCAGUUCUGUCUCGUCCAGCAGGGCUUUGGCCAUGCAGCAUCAAACCUCAUUUCAAACAAGCAGCUCCACCUGAGCUUUCCCUGCUGCUCUUGCCCUGUUUUAUCCCAUCCCAGCAGAAUCUCCUCGCCCCCUGGAGCAAUGCAAGGGAUGGGAAGGUGUCCCUGGGUCUCCUUCCGUUCCAGCCUGGCUGGAAAAGGUUUGGGAUGGGAAUUCCUGAGCCCCUGAUCCCCACAGAGCCAUUGGCUGUUCCUGUCUUCCCACGGCUGCACUCCUGGAUUUAUUUGUACAGUAAAUUAUGCACUUCAGAAACGAGAUUGGUUAAAAACCAAACCUCACUAGUGAGUCUCUGUGAGAAGAAACACUCAAGGCUGGGUGCUGAAAGUGGAGCUGAGGAAGGGCAUGGUCCUGAAAUUCCAUCCAAAUGGGAAGAGCCAGAAGAAAUUCAGCCUGGAAAUUGUACACUGAGGUUCAGUUUGAUUUAUAGCAAAGGCUCCCCGAGGCUGGAGAAUAAUGCAAAGGAAUUCCCAUUUUCUGAUCCUCAUGUCAGGAUCUUUCCAACCAUUUAGCCCACAUUUGAAUAAUAAUUUGUCAAAAUUUGGGGUCCCUGAGGUAAAAACUUGGGGUGAGUUGUGCAUGAAGUCAAUCUCAGUGCAGGGAGACUCCAAAAGGUUGGAAAAUAAUGCAAAGGAAUUCCCAUUUUCUGAUCCUGAUGUCAGGAUCUUUCCAACUACUUAGCCAGCAUUUGAAUAAUAAUAAUAAUACUUUGUCUGUUGGGCAGAUUUGUGGGUCCCUGAGGUAAAAAGUGAGGUUGUUUCAUGAGGUCAAUCUCAGUGCAGGGAUACUCCAAAAAAUUGGAAAAUAAUGCAAAGGAAUUCCCAUUGUAUGAUCCUGAUGUCAGGAUCUUUCCAACGAUUUAGGGGGCAUUUUAAUAAUAAUAAUAAUACUACUAAUAAUAAUUUGUCUGUUGGGCAGAUUUGUGGGUCCCUUUGGUGAAAACUGGGGUUGUCUCCUGAAGUCAGUCUCAGUGCAGGGAGAUCCAGAAGGUUGGAGGAGAAAGGAAUUCCCAUGUUACGAUCCUGCUGUCGGGAUCCCUCUGACCCUUUAGCCUUUGAACAACAAUAAUUGGUGUGUUGGGCAGAUUUUGGGGUCCCUGAGGUAGAACCUCCCUGAGUUGGCCACGAGGUCGAUCUCAGUGCAGCAGUGAUGGGGUGUGAGGGUGUGGGGGUCCCACAGCCCCCAGGAGCUGCAGCACAACUCCCACGGGGUUCCCUAAAGGCUCCUUCCAACCAGGAGCAGGAUGGAGUUCAGCUGGAACACCAAAUCCCCGGUGGGUACUCGGAUUUUAGUUGAUAACCAGAUUGAGAAAUGCCUAAAACAGAAUUCAGAGCUCCCAGCUGUAGCUCCAUGAAGGUUUUUGUGGAAUUUGAGGAGCUCCCUUGGCAGUCACCGCGUGUGCUCGCUGGCCGGAGCUCUGGGGAGGGUCUGGGUGGAUUGGAAUUUUCCUGUGACUCUCCGUCUGUUGCGUGGAAUUCCUUCAAAAGGCCAAAUAGUUGGAUUGGAAGUGUCCUUCUGAUCUGUGUGUGCUUUUGGUCACUGUGUGACUUGGACUGUUGAUGUGUUCAGAAGGUCCCAGCUCAGCUCAGCGCUGGAGCGUUCGCUUCCCAACGCCCUCGUGCCACCAUCCAUGGAUGCCAUGGGUUCCUGGCCCCAAAGCAAUCCCUUCAAAGUGCUUGGCUGACUUGGGCCUUAAUGAAGAAUGCAUACUGUAAUUAGCAGUGUUUUUUAGGCUAUUUUUAUGUAUUUUUUUAAACUUUUAAAAUGAGCCUGACCGGCCCGUGUUCAGUCUUUUGAAAUGUUUGCGUUUCCCCCGUCCCAUUUUUCAUGUGAAGUUACUGGAACUUUUCUGUGUAACCAAAAUGUAUUUAAUUUGUUAAAUCUUUAUAAUAUAUGUAUGUAUUAUACGGUUUCAGCUCUUAUUAUUUUCUUUUCUUACAUUUCUAAUUUGAUCUUGCUGUGUUUUUAAUGCCGGUGAAUGUGGCUGAAUUAUUUGUAUAUGCAAAUUGCAAGAUCUAAUACAUUCUGAUGCAAGAAAAAGCUUCCUUUUUAUUCUCCACCUGCAUUAUUUCCUUUAAAUCUUUUAAUUUCA
Messenger RNA from Melospiza melodia melodia, 5581 nucleotides. It is a transcript of the gene PTPRE, whose product is annotated as protein tyrosine phosphatase receptor type E. Gene Ontology annotation, molecular function: protein tyrosine phosphatase activity. Bases 165 to 2255 code for a protein of 696 amino acids. Gene Ontology annotation, biological process: protein dephosphorylation. The record is from RefSeq and is a predicted model, not a curated record. NCBI's taxonomy places the organism in Eukaryota, Metazoa, Chordata, Aves, Passeriformes, Passerellidae. The transcript is spliced from 20 exons.